Messenger RNA from Oreochromis aureus, 1306 nucleotides. RefSeq names its product latexin (gene lxn). The transcript is spliced from 7 exons. Gene Ontology annotation, molecular function: metalloendopeptidase inhibitor activity. The record is from RefSeq and is a predicted model, not a curated record. The coding region runs from base 194 to 1048 and encodes 284 amino acids. NCBI's taxonomy places the organism in Eukaryota, Metazoa, Chordata, Actinopteri, Cichliformes, Cichlidae.
GAGCACAGCAGAUAAAGUGAAGCAGUUUGUUUGGAUACAGAUUGCUGCAGGAAGACAGCAGGAUCUGGACAGUCUCUUCUCUCUGCUUCCUCCUCCUCUUUACAUAACUCCACUCUCACAGGACGGUCAUUUCCCCGCCUGCGCUCUUCCACUGAAGUCGUUACUGGUUUUCUCCCAGUGUCCGUUUGAAAUAAUGAGGCUCGUCGUCGUUCUGGCUGUGUUAAUGGGAGUAAGUGGGAUUCCCGACGUGACAAUCAGCCCUCCGACUGCCUCAGCGGACACGUCAGCUCAUCCCAACAGCAUACCUGAGACGGCGGAUGAAUCUGAGCAGAUGGAGGGAGCUGAGGAGGAUGUGAUGGCAACUGGCGAGCUGAACCCAAAUCACUACCCUGCUCGGAGGGCAGCUCAGGUGGUCCAACACUACCUCAACACCCGGUAUGGUUCACCAUUCAGGCUGAUUGGAGUGCAGACGGUCCACAGUGGGAACGCAGAGGAUGUGACAGACUCCAGAAGGAAGUAUCAGCUGGAGCUCUCGGUCAAUGAUAUCAUAAGCAAUACUACACAGACUUGCUCUGCAGAGCUUUCCUUUACAAAAGGAAAAGGGCAACAGCCACCUGAAGUCAAAGCCUCGUGUGAGGAGCUCCUUAAAAUCGACAUUAAAGCUCAAGAAGAGGCUCUAUACCAAAAAUACAAGACAAGCCAAACCCUGAUGUCUGCACAGUACUUACCAGACAGCCAUGGUCACAUCAAGCCCGACAUGGAGCCUUUUUGGCACCUGGGCAUUCUGGCCUCCAGCUUCAUCAUGCUGAAUGAAUCCACUGAAAACACUCUGUACAACGUGGCUCAGGUGGCCAACAUCACUCAGCUGACAACUGAAGAGGACCACCUGGAGUUUGACUGUCACACACUGUUGCAUGAAAUGGUGUCCCAGGAAAUCAUUCACUGGAAGAUGCUGUUUACCUGGUCUCCUGCAGAGGGGGUUAAAGUGCUGCAGAUGAAGCGGCUGCCUCACCGCCAUGAAAGGGAAAAAUCUCCAAAGACCAACUAAACUGCGGGUGUUUUCACACAGCCAAAACCACAUAUUUGUCCUCACAUUUUGUGGGGUCAAAUAUUGGAGCAUAAAUGGUUUUUUUUUGUUUUGUUUUUUUAUGAUGACGCUACAAGCACUAGGCACAGAUCUACUGCUGAAACCUAGAAUUUACACUCUUAAAUGCUUGUUUAACUCAUAAGUAUAUGAUAUACUGAAAUUGUUUUACAUGUCUGCGUUUGGUGUAUUUUAGCCGAAAUAAACUGUUUACAAUGACAA